AUGCGUUUUUCCUUUAUAAAUGCAGCAAAAUUAAGAGAAGAUCGAAGACCUUUAUACCGACGAAUUUUUACAAAUAGGCGCUUGGAUAUUUUACAUAAAGUUACCGUUCGAUCAAUCUUCGGCCUUUUAUUAUUUUCUGCGUCCUACGUUGUCGUAAAAUCAUAUCUUUACGUAAAAUAUAUUCGGCCGAUUAAUCAGAAUGAACGUGAACUACUAGAGUUGGAGCUAAUCGAAGCAGAUCGAGCGGGUUUUUCUGUUAGAUAA
Messenger RNA from Dracunculus medinensis (Guinea worm), 264 nucleotides. Lineage: Eukaryota; Metazoa; Nematoda; Chromadorea; Rhabditida; Dracunculidae. The record is from the annotation of a GenBank genome assembly.